UCCCGACGGGCUCAGCGCUUGGCAGCCGCCCUGUCCCCUAUCCCGUAGGAAGGCAGAGAAUAGAGUCGGGGGGCUAACGCCGCUUCCCGGGCGCUCUGCGGGCAGCAGCAGGAGGGGGUCUCGGGAGCCAUCAUGAUCCGCUUUAUCCUGAUUCAGAACCGGGCCGGCAAAACCCGUCUGGCCAAGUGGUACAUGCAGUUUGACGAUGACGAGAAGCAAAAGCUGAUUGAAGAAGUGCACGCGGUGGUCACUGUCCGAGAUGCCAAGCACACGAAUUUUGUGGAGUUCCGAAACUUCAAGAUCAUCUACCGACGUUACGCGGGGCUCUACUUCUGUAUCUGCGUGGAUGUGAACGACAACAAUUUAGCUUACCUUGAGGCCAUUCACAACUUUGUGGAGGUGUUGAACGAGUAUUUUCACAACGUCUGCGAGCUUGACCUGGUCUUCAACUUCUACAAGGUCUACACGGUGGUGGACGAGAUGUUCCUGGCCGGGGAAAUCCGGGAGACCAGCCAGACGAAGGUCUUGAAGCAGCUGCUGAUGCUGCAGUCGUUGGAAUGAUCUUCUUUUGUGUUGUUUGUUUUGGGGGCGGGGGGGGGGCUUCGCCCGCCACCUCCUUGGGGGUCCUCUUCCUCACCUGCCCCUGCCGCUUCCUGCCAGCCCCAGUUCUCGUCCUCUCCAGCACCCCGAAUCAAAGACUUGCUCGCCCCAUAAACCCAGAGCGGAAGGCUGGCAGGGAGCAAGCAUUUGGGGAAGGGGUGUCUCUUCAGUCGCUGCCCCCUCCCUGCCUGGAAAGUGGGGUGCCUGUGGAAGAGGGAGAGCUGGCAAGUCAGGGCCGGCUUGCCUCUUUGGUCAUAAGGGGGGGGGGGAUUGGGAAGGGGGGGGGGUGCCCCCCUCUCUUCCCCCCCCCACCCGCUCGUAACCAUUUGAUGUCCCACUGCGCUCCGCUCUCCCCGUGGCUGGUCUGCUGCCCCCUCCCCAUCCGGCCCUCCGCGUCAAUGUGUUGUGCUGCACCUGCAGAAGAGGGGACCAGGUCUCUGUGCGUGCACGAGUGAGCGUGUGUGUGAGUGUGCGUGACUGUACAGGCACCUGUCUUAAGUGGGUUUGAGCGAUUCAACUGCCAGUAAAGUGACGUCUUGAAAUAAACCAUCCAUCCAACACUGAAAAGAGAGAUGUGGCUCAUUUAAAUCCUGGCCUGUUUCUGGAGGGACAAUGCAGCCCGUGUUCGCCUCGGUUAAUCGAACAAAUCCAGUUAAUUGCGUUCUGUUUCAGUGCGUCGUAUGAGACGGGCCAAGAACCGCUGGGCAAAAGGGGGGAACCGAGUUACCAAAAUUUGUGAACCCUUUUUGUAAAAUUUGGCAGCCUGCCACUCUGCGCGUGCCUCUUUCCCCUUGCUGAACCCUGAAAGGG
Molecule: messenger RNA, 1410 nt
Organism: Pseudonaja textilis
Lineage: Eukaryota; Metazoa; Chordata; Lepidosauria; Squamata; Elapidae
Gene: AP2S1
Product: adaptor related protein complex 2 subunit sigma 1
Biological process (GO): intracellular protein transport; clathrin-dependent endocytosis
Cellular component (GO): AP-2 adaptor complex; membrane coat
Molecular function (GO): clathrin-cargo adaptor activity
Source: RefSeq, a predicted model, not a curated record